UAUGCUCUACAGAUGUAGUAAAGAAUACGCCGGAGAGUAUUGCCAAUAUACCAAUCCAUGCUCCAGUAAUCCUUGUUCGCAGAAUGGUAGAUGUAUAAAAGUACAGUCGAUCGACGUUGGUCUGUCAUGGAAAUGCGAAUGCCUGCCAGGUUGGGAUGGGAAAAGCUGUGAUCUAAUGACAUCAAAUAAUCCCUGUAGGAACUCGCCGUGUAAAAACGGUCUUUGCUUUCCUAAGGGUACUUCCGGAGGCUUUUACUGUACCUGUUUUAAACGCUAUAGAGGAGAUUUAUGCGACCAAGUGGAUUAUUGUUUUAGUGGUCCUUGCAAGAAUAAUGCUAAAUGCGAAUCUCUUAGCAAUGGUUUUAAGUGCAACUGUCUCCAAGGUUUUACUGGGAGAACAUGCGAAACAGAUAUAAAUGAAUGUGAUUUCCAAAAGAACCUAUGUGUAAAUGGCGGAACCUGUGAAAAUUUAUACGGUUCAUAUCGUUGCAAUUGUCCUCCUCACUAUACUGGUUUGAAUUGUGAGAGCCAAUUUAUACCCUGCUCACCUUCACCUUGUAAAAAUAAAGGAAAAUGCAUAAAGACGUCACAAUACGACUAUAAAUGUGAAUGCGAAUCUGCAGGUUACGAAGGUAAACACUGCGAAAAGAACAUAGACGAUUGUCAAUAUGCUAAUUGUCAAAAUGGUGGAACCUGCAUUGACGGAAUAAAGGCCUUUAAAUGUAAUUGUCCUCCUUCUUUCACCGGAUCAAACUGUGAUGUAGACGUCGAUGAAUGUCUUCUAAAGACGGAUUUAUGUAAAAAUGGCGCUACAUGUGAAAAUGCAUUUGGAUCUUACCGAUGCAUUUGCGUUAACGGUUGGGAAGGUGAAAAUUGUGAUGUUAACAAAGAUGAUUGCAAAGACAAUCCCUGCUCUAAUAAUGGUACUUGCUUUGACAAAGUUGGAUAUUUUAUUUGUCAAUGUAAACCUGGUUGGACUGGACUAAGAUGCCAUUUGAAAGAUCAAUGUAAUAAUACACCUUGUAAGCAGGGAGCAAAGUGUAUAACGAAUAUCGAUGGAUCGGCGCAUUGUAAAUGUCCGGAAGGAUAUAAGGGAGGUCGCUGCGAAAUUGAUAUAAACGAAUGCGAAGAUUUUCCCGAUCAGCCUUGUCGUAAUGGACGAUGCGUAAACUUACCUGGAAAGUUUAGAUGUGACUGCGAUAAGGGCUUCACGGGUGAAAGAUGUGAAGUGAAUAUUGAUGAAUGCAAAUCAAACCCUUGCAAGAACGGAGCUACGUGCUUAAAUUUUCCAGGCUACUUUAAGUGUUUAUGCAUUCAAGGUUUCACUGGCGCUCUCUGCUCUAAAAAUAUCGAUGAUUGCAAAUCUUCUCCUUGUGUUUAUGGAAAAUGCAUAGACGGCGUUAAUAAAUUUCUAUGCAAUUGCUUCGAAGGUUAUGAAGGUAAAACAUGCGAUAAGAAGGUCAACAAAUGUAAAAACCAACCCUGUAAAAACCGCGGAAUUUGCGUAGAUAACGGAGACAGCUUUUUUUGUCAAUGUAAAUCAGGAUUUACUGGCCCAACAUGUGAAGAUGAUAUAAAUGAAUGUUUAUCAAAUCCCUGUCAAAAUGGUGGAACCUGUCUUGAUAUGGAGAAUCGCUAUGAAUGUCGCUGUCCAGAAGGCUUCACUGACGAAAUGUGCAUUAGCCAGACCAACGAAUGCGAUUCGAGUCCUUGCGUAAAUGGCGGAAAAUGUCGCGAUGGUGUUAACACUUAUACUUGCGAGUGUCCGAAAGGUUUUAUCGGUAACCGUUGCCAACAAGAAAAUAGUCCUUGCAAUUCGAAUCCAUGUCAGCAUGGAGCUACUUGUAUAAGCGAGCAGUCAUUCUACCGAUGUGUUUGUUUAGAUGGUUUUACUGGUGAAAAUUGUCAAGAAAAUAUUGACGAUUGUAAUCCAUCACCUUGUAUACAUGGUACCUGCUCAGAUGACAUUAACGGAUUCAUUUGCCAUUGUGACUAUGGAUUCACAGGAAAAACCUGUGAUACCCAAUUGGCUCCAUGUAAGGACUCUUUGUGUAAAAAUGGAGCGCUAUGUGUGCCUACUGAUAAAUAUAGCUCUUACGAAUGCCGAUGUGCAGAUGGAUAUACUGGAAAAUAUUGUGAAGAUGAUGUCGAUGAGUGCAAAAAUCCUGAUAACUGUCAAAAUGGAGGCACAUGCGAAAAUAUGGAAGGAGAUUACGCUUGUAUUUGCACCAAUGGAUACACUGGUACCAAAUGUGAUACUGAAAUAGACGAGUGUGUUUCGAAUCCUUGUCGUAAUGGUGGAGAGUGCAAGGAUCUCAUCGGAUACUAUACAUGCAAAUGCCAACUGGGAUUCGACGGAUCGAAUUGCCAAUUGGAAUUGGACGAAUGCGCAUCCAACCCAUGUCAGAAUGGUGCAUCUUGUCAUGAUUAUGUUAAUUCAUACACCUGCGAAUGUAAAAGAGGGUUUUCUGGAGUAAAUUGCCAGAAUAAUGACAAUGAUUGCUCCGACAGCUCUUGUCUCUAUGGCGGAACAUGUGCGGAUGGUGUUAAUACGUUCACAUGUGAAUGCGCAGUAGGAUUUCGCGGAUCAAAUUGCCAAAACCGAGUGAAUCCCUGCGAUUCAUCGCCAUGUAAACAUGGUGGUCAGUGCAGGAAUAAAAAAAAUACUUUUCAAUGCGUAUGCCCCUAUGGAUAUACGGGACCAAAGUGUGAAAUCCUUAUUCAAUGGUGUAUCGAAAAGAAGCCAUGCUUAAACGGUGGUACUUGCAUGCAAAUUGGUACAGAAUAUCAAUGCGAGUGUAAAUCUGGAUGGACAGGUGAACUGUGCGAUAUGCAAUCAGUUACGUGCCAGGAUGCAGCUGUUGAAAGACGAAUAGGCGUAAACGAUUUGUGCGCUAAUGGAGGAACUUGUAUAAAUUUGAAUAACUAUAAGCAUAAAUGCGAAUGUCAAAGUGGUUAUGAAGGAAGUUACUGCACUGAAAGAAUUGAUCAUUGUAAAUCACAGCCAUGUUUGAAUGGAGCAGAUUGUUUUAACCAAUUAAACGGAUUUAGGUGCGAAUGCUCCGAUGGAUUCCAGGGUCCAAUUUGUGAAUACGAUAGCGAUGAGUGUGCCAGUAAACCGUGUCAAAAUGGCGGUACAUGCCAUGAUCUAAUUAACGCCUUUCAUUGCUCGUGUGUGCCGGGAACAAAGGGGAAGUUUUGCGAAGUGAAUGAGAACGAUUGUUAUGAAAAUGCUUGCUAUCAUGAUGGUGUUUGCAAAGAUGGAAUUGGAACAUUUACAUGUGAAUGUCCACCAGGCUACGUUGGUCAUCAGUGUGAAGGUGACGUUAAUGAGUGUUUAUCGGGUCCUUGUCACGGAAAAGGAACGAAAGAGUGUAUACAAAAGGUCAACGAUUAUGAAUGCGUAUGUCGGGCAGGAUACACUGGGCGAACGUGCUCACAAAUGGUCAACUACUGCGAGGUGAAUCCUUGUCAGAAUGGCGCAACUUGUAAAGUUGGUGAGACGGGUGCAGUGUGUUUGUGCAAGAAGAAUUUUUCUGGACCUCUAUGUGAAUUUCACCACGAUAAAUGUUCAAGUCAUCCUUGCCUGAAUAACGGAACUUGCAAACCAACUGAAAAAGGUUUCAUUUGUAAAUGUAUUUUGGGUGUUGGUGGACCAUUAUGCAACAAAGACAUUUAUAAUGAAUGCACAUCAAAUCCUUGUCAGAAUGGAGGUACAUGCUUAAAUAAAUUUGGUUUUCAUCAGUGCAAUUGUCCACGUUUCUGGAACGGUGUUAACUGCGAUAAAUACGACUUAUACUUUAAUGGUGGUAUAGGUUAUCCUCCAACAUCUGCUCCAGCUACACCCCCGCCAAUAGACAGGAUGGAACAGUUGUGCAAAGAGAGAGAUUGUCCAGCUAAAGCCGGAAACGGAAAAUGUGAUGAGGAAUGCAAUAAUUACGCCUGCAAAUACGACAAUUUGGAGUGUUCGUUUGACAUGCUACCAUUCAAAAAUUGCUCAGCCAUCAAGCACGGAGUAGCUUGUUACGCUUUGGCGAAUAAUAACAAAUGCGACGAGCCAUGUAAUAGCGAAGAGUGUUUGUUCGACGGUUUUGAUUGUGAUGAGAAAGAAUGUAAUGCCGCUUACUCAAAAGGAUAUUGUGCCAAAAAUUACGCUGAUGGUGUUUGCCAAGAUGAAUGCAAUGUUCCAGAAUGUGGGCUAGAUGGUGGUGACUGUUCCAAUCUUGAUAAAGCUUUAGAAGGAACAAUUUUAAUUCAUCUUAGGAAUGUAACGCCCAAUCAAUUCAGAGAUCAGGAAGAGGAAUUUCUCUAUGGUCUAGGUCAAGUACUUAGAGGAGUAGUAAAAGUAGCUCUCCAAAAGGAUGGAACUAAAAUGAUUUACCCGUGGAUUCCUGAUCAAACAAGGGUGAAACGGUACGUUGACAUAUUAUUAAGAAGAAUCAAAAGGGCUGAGAAAAUUGGAACUAAAGUAGUCUUGACCUUGACUAAUAGUAAUUCCUGUACAAAGGAAUGCUUCACGUCUGUUGAUAAAGCCGCAGAAUUUUUAGCACAUUCUCUUCAAACUGGUGAUUUUAAAUCAAAUUUCAAAUUUGAUCGUAUUCAAGCUCAACAACCUACGCGGCCAGGUGACCCAUCAGAGAACUCAGGAGGAGAUCAAACCGUAUUAGCUGUCGUAUCUUGCAUCUCGAUUAUCGUUAUUGUCACGCUUUUAGUAUUGGUGGGAUAUACAUAUCGUAGAUUGAAAAGGAGAGCCGAUGGAAAACUAUGGCUACCCGAAGGCUUCCGCUUCAAAUCUGGAUCUGUUCCUUCCCCAGCUUAUGGGCCAGGUGCAGUCAGGAAAUGUCCGGAAGGUGAAGAGCACAAACAAAAUAAUAAAAAUGCAUGGAAGGCGUUAGAGUUCAUUCCGGGUAACGCACCUGGAAAUGAUGAAGAAUUUCCUACCGAUGAUCUUCCAAGCGAAGACGAAUGUCCUAAAGCUAAAAGAAUUAAACAAGAGAAAAUUGACAACCGACAGUGGACACAGCAGCAUUACGACGCUCUUCAAUUGGAAAAUAACUUAACUCCACCUCAUCAAGACACCUUUACCGAUUCAGACACUGUAAAUGCUAAAGGUCCUGGUGGCUUUACCCCAUUGAUGUUGACAGCCAGCAUUCAAAAUACAGUACCAAAUGCUGCGAUUAUUAUUGACGACUUACUAAAGAAAGGAGCGGACAUAAAUUUGCAAACUGAUCAUAAUGGAGAAACAGCACUACAUCUUGCAGCAGUUAAUGGAAGAGCUGAUGUUGUGGAAAAAUUAUUAUCCGUACAGGCUGAUCCUAAUAUUACCGAUCACACAGGCAGAACUCCUCUUCAUCGUUCUGUCGCAGCCGAUUCACCAUCUGUUUAUAAAGUUCUAAUGAGAGAUCCUAGAACAGAUUUGAAUGCAAGGAAAGCAGAUGGACGAACCGCUUUGAUGCUAGCAUGCAGUUUAGCAAUAGAUGAUGCCGUUGCUACUUUGUUAGGCGCCGACUGUGAUGUAAAUAUAAGUGAUAAUGACGGAAAAACAGCUCUACAUUGGGCAGCUUUAGUCGACAAUGUCUUUGCUGUUCAAUCUCUACUGCAGAAGGGCUGUAAUAUAGACGCCCAGACGUCAAAAGAUGAAACUGCUUUACUUUUGGCUGCAAAGGAGGGUAAUUUUCCAGUUGUUGAAAUUCUUUUAUCUUGGGGAGCAAAUCGUGAUAUAACUGACUAUCAGGACCGUUUGGCUAGGGACAUUGCCAGCGAUAGGAGAUUUACCGCUAUUGUUGAAUUACUCGAUCAAACAUCAGCUGAUUUGAGAUUAGGCGUACAGCAAAAUAUCUGUCAGACAACUAAACCACGAAAAAAACGAUCUAAUAAUAAAGAUACGGAUCGUGAGAAGAAACCUCGAAAGACUAAAAAGCAGAAAGAAGCCGAAAAACUUCAACAAACGCGAUUAACUCCCCCUUACCACCCUCAUGCACCAGUUAUAAAAACUGAGGAAAUGCCGCCUGCAUGUUCUAAAGCCUACAUUCAGCAACCAAUUCCUGAGUUUGCAAUGACCACUGAGUGCAUACCGGUAGCUCAUUGGACGACAACAUUAACGCCUGAAACUGAUAACAACUUGGCAUCUCCAAGUAGCAACGGAAGCGUUUGCAAAAAUGGAUCUCCCUCUCGUUACCAAGGCGCUCAGAUGGCUCAGCCUCAAUAUAACUCCUAUUAUCCAACGCCACCUAGUCAAACGUCAUCUAAUAUAAUGCCCCUAACACCUACACCAACUCCUACAACCCCAUCAUCUCCCGGUCAAUGGGAUUCUUGCUCACCGAAUAGUGAUGCAAACUGGUCGGACGACACUCAUAGUCCUCUGCAAAUGCAACAAAAGCCUAGGCCGAACAAAUAUUACAUUUGA
Molecule: messenger RNA, 6406 nt
Organism: Dimorphilus gyrociliatus
Lineage: Eukaryota; Metazoa; Annelida; Polychaeta; Dinophilidae
Source: the annotation of a GenBank genome assembly